Nymphaea colorata (pocket water lily) is the source of this 1829-nucleotide messenger RNA. RefSeq lists its product as uncharacterized. Lineage: Eukaryota; Viridiplantae; Streptophyta; Magnoliopsida; Nymphaeales; Nymphaeaceae. The transcript has 2 exons. Gene Ontology annotation, cellular component: cytoplasm. The record is from RefSeq and is a predicted model, not a curated record. Gene Ontology annotation, molecular function: L-kynurenine:2-oxoglutarate transaminase activity; pyridoxal phosphate binding. Gene Ontology annotation, biological process: biosynthetic process. Bases 173 to 1558 code for a protein of 461 amino acids.
CAGGAAAGAAAGUGGGGAAAAACACCUAUGUGAACGGAGGAGAUGGAGAAAGGCAAAGUAGGUUGUCGGAUGGUUUUCAGUCUAGCGGUAAGAGAAGGCGGCUGCAGGGGUUGGGUAGGAGGACAGUGUUACCCAAAUAAAAGUAGAGAGUUGGGAAGGCGGAGGGGGCAUCAUGCAGCGGUUGCCAACUUGCCAUCCCCACACUUCUUGGAGCGUUGAAAACCGUGGAAUGCUGAGGUCGGUCCUCCCCUUUAAAAGACGCACUAGCAGGAAUCUUUUCUCCACCGCCAUCAAGAGGUUCCCUGCUCCUACAAUGGCUUCCCUCUCUACUACCACCACCAUCAGCUCCUCGUGUUCCGACGAAAAGGUAGCCCUGGAGGACAACAAGGUUCCUGCGCCUCUCCCUGUGCAGGUGGCCAAGCGGUUGGAGAAAUUUAAGACAACUAUAUUCACUCAAAUGAGCAUGCUUGCUAUCAAACAUGGUGCAGUAAACCUUGGUCAGGGCUUCCCCAACUUCGAUGGCCCAGAAUUUGUGAAAGAAGCAGCCAUUCAGGCUAUACAAGAAGGAAAGAAUCAAUAUGCACGUGGUCACGGCGUUCCUGUGUUGAACAGUGCAAUUGCUGAUAGGUUCCUGAAAGAUGCCGGCCUGACUGUUGAUCCAGAAAAAGAAGUCACCGUCACUUCUGGAUGCACGGAGGCCAUAGCUGCCACUGUUCUUGGUUUGAUAAAUCCUGAUGAUGAGGUCAUUCUCUUUGCUCCAUUCUAUGAUUCCUAUGAAGCGACUCUGUGCAUGGCUGGUGCAAAGAUCAAGACCGUCACUCUCCGGCCACCUGAAUUUGCAGUCCCUGUGGAGGAGCUCAAGUCUGCCUUCUCUAAGAAUACUCGUGCCAUCAUGAUAAAUACUCCCCAUAAUCCUACUGGGAAGAUGUUCACGAGGGAAGAACUUGAUCUCAUCGCCUCCUUGUGCAUUGAAAAUGAUACGCUGGUGUUUGCUGAUGAGGUUUACGACAAACUGGUAUUCGAGGCUGAUCACAUCUCCAUGGCUUCUCUUCCGGGCAUGUAUGAGAGGACGGUGACCCUGAACUCCCUGGGGAAGACAUUUUCAUUGACAGGGUGGAAGAUUGGAUGGGCAAUAGCACCUCCUCAUCUGACAUGGGGCAUUAGACAAGCACACUCAUUCCUCACAUUUGCUACCUCGACACCAAUGCAGUGGGCAGCUGCUGCAGCACUGCGAGCACCUGAUUCCUACUAUGAAGAGCUCAAGAGAGAUUACGCUGCUAAGAAAGAGAUACUGGUGGAGGGUCUCAAUGCUGUUGGCUUCACUGUCUACCCUUCAAGAGGGACGUAUUUUGUGGUUGUAGACCACACGAGGUUUGGGUUCGAGGAUGACAUCAAGUUCUGUGAGCACCUCAUUAGAGAAGUCGGUGUGGUUGCCAUACCCACCAGUGUCUUUUACCUGAACCCUGAGGAUGGGAAGAAUCUGGUAAGGUUCACCUUCUGCAAGGACGAGGAAACAUUGAGGACUGCCGUCCAAAGGAUGAAAGAGAAGCUCAGGUGAUUGCCUGUGUCCUGUGUCUAUAUGCCGCCACACUGUGGAAUGGUAGCAUCUAGUAGUCCCUCCUGUUCAUUGGUCUCUACCACUGACUACACCAUGGUGGUGAUCUUUUCAUUUGAUGUGUUAAAAGGGGAGAGGGAGAGAGAGAGAUAGACAGAGAGGGAGACCUUAUCCUGCCUUCCUAUUGCUUUAGCCGGCCGGAUGUUUGUCGGCCAUAUGAAGCGAUUGUUUGCAAAUUCUGGUCUUGCCAAUAAAUUCACUAUGGUUAGUCUCA